Messenger RNA from Serendipita indica DSM 11827, 1671 nucleotides. The record is from the annotation of a GenBank genome assembly. Lineage: Eukaryota; Fungi; Basidiomycota; Agaricomycetes; Sebacinales; Serendipitaceae.
AUGCCUGGUGGUGGUGCAGUCGCUGCGUCCUCCGGUAUGGCCGGAGGCAGAAAAUCCUCAAUUGUCGGUAUCGGCAUGUCUUGCUUUGCUGCGUUUGCAUUUCCUUCUACCACGUCCCUAGCCAAUUGGCAAUUUGAUCGUGGCUAUUCGCCUGGCGGUAUCCUUUUCGGAUAUGACACUGGUGUGAUCUCCGGUGUCAAGGAAAUGAAAUUCUGGCUUCAAACUUUCGGUUACCCCAAGAACGACGGCUCUGGAGACUACACCAUCUCGACUCCUGACGAGUCCUUGAUUGUCUCCAUCCUCUCGCUCGGUACUUUCUUCGGUGCUCUCCUCGCUGCCCCCAUGGGUGAUUUCCUCGGUCGUCGAUUCGGUGUUGUCGGUGCUUGCCUCAUCUUCUCCGCUGGUGUUGCGAUGCAAACUGGUGCUACUGCCGUCCCUCUCUUUGUCGCUGGUCGUGUAUUUGCUGGUCUCGGUGUCGGUAUGGUGUCCUGCCUCGUCCCCAUGUACCAGGCCGAGUCUUCGCCCAAGUGGAUUCGUGGUGCUGUCGUCUCUUGCUACCAAUGGGCCAUCACCAUUGGUAUUCUGUUGAGCGGUUGCGUCAACCAGGCUACCAAGGACCGCAAUGACUAUGGUUCGUUCCGUAUCCCCAUUGCCAUUCAGUUCGUCUGGGCCGGUAUCCUCGCCAUCGGCAUGUUCCUCCUCCCAGAGAGCCCACGUUGGUUGAUCAAGAAGCACCGUGAGGAGGACGCUGCUCGCGCUCUCGGUCGUCUUCUCAGUGCAUCACCAACUGAUCCCGACGUCCGAGUCGAGAUUGAAGACAUCAAGGCCAACUUGCGCAUGGAAGAGGAGAUUGGCCAGUCGUCGUACGCCGACUGCUUCAAGAUGGGCCCGAACAAGGUUCUCCUCCGCACUCUCACUGGUAUCUUCCUCCAGGCAUGGCAACAGCUCACCGGUGUCAACUUUAUCUUUUACUACGGCACGACUUUCUUCAAAAACUCUGGCAUUGCCAAUCCCUUCAUGAUCACGAUUGCUACCAACGUAGUCAACGUCGUCAUGACCAUUCCGGCUUUCUGGGCUGUUGACCACAUUGGACGUCGUCGUCUCCUCCUCAUUGGUGCUGCUGGUAUGCUCGUCUGCGAGUACCUCAUUGCUAUCAUCGGCGUUACCAUCUCCGUUGAGAACCAGGCCGGCCAAAAGGUCCUCGUCGCCUUUGUCUGCAUCUACAUUGCCUUCUUCGCUUCGACAUGGGGACCAGUUGCCUGGGUCGUCACUUCGGAAAUCUUCCCCCUCGCUAUCCGCGCCAAGGGCAUGUCCAUGUCGACCGCCUCCAACUGGCUCUGGAAUUUUGGUAUCGGAUACGCUACACCAUAUAUGGUUAAUGCUGAGUAUGGGAAUCUUCAAGCGCGCGUUUUCUUCGUUUGGGGCUCUACGUGCCUUGGAUGCUUGGUCUUCACCUACUUCUGCAUUAUGGAGACCAAGGGUCUUUCUCUUGAGCAGAUUGACAUCCUCUACCAAAACACCACUCCCGUCAAGAGUGUCUCCUACCGCGAUCAGCUCAUCGCUCACAACGUACACGCUGCCGACGACGAGGCUAUCCGCAAGGCCGCUGGAGGCGAUUCUCGCUUCACCAACGAGAAGACGUCUCAGGCAAGUGCACAAGAGAAGGUCUAA